UCUGCAUGGCCGCCAUGUUCUUUUACUACUGGAAAGCAGAAGCAUGAGAGAAGCUUGUAAACAGAUUGCAUUAAUGAUUUUAAAGGAACUUUGAAUCAAUAUCAUGAACAGGAAGGCGAGCUAGUAUAGAGACAUUUAGCACCAGUCAUGUCCAGCUACGCCCUUCCGCGGCUCAUCUCUGCGGCCAGGGAGAACACGUCAUCCAGUAUAGGCUACAAGAGUGGAGCAUCGUACAGUGGAGAUGUAGAAAAUAAUAAGAAGGUCGGGCGAGGUCUGUUUGUGUGGCCAAGUGGGGCACGCUACGAGGGGGAUUUCUCUGAUGGUCUGAGGACUGGGUCAGGUGUUCAGCAGUGGCCUGAUGGUAGCUGUUACAGUGGAGAUUUCCAAAAAGAUCUCAGACAUGGAGAGGGGGACCAUACAUGGAGCAACGGAGAGCACUACAAGGGUCAGUUUUUCUUUGACCAUCGCCAUGGGAAGGGGACGUACACCUGGCCUGAUGGGUCAUCUUACACAGGCACCUUCUAUCUCGACCAGAAGGAAGGCUAUGGGAAGUUCUCUUUCGCCAAUGGAGAGAUGUUUGAGGGUCUGUACCACAGAGACGAGCGGUCUGGUCCUGGCGUGCUGACCUACCCAGAUGGACGCCAGGAUGUCGGGCUGUGGUCGGGAGAACAGAUAUGUAAACUCUGCUCCGAUCUCCCGGGGGCCUUCACCAUGACUGACCAUCAGGAGUUUGACUACGACCCUAUGGAGCACGAGCUGGACAUUGUGGUGGACAGGAGAGAGUACUCCACUGACCGAUCUGUGGUCACUCCAGUCCUCUGUCCACCUCAGCAGUUUGAUUACAAUGGGCCCAAUACAAAGGUUCCAGAGAAAACCCAGCGCCUGUACAGUGCCGCCAUUGACCACCGCAGCCUUGGAGCAGAGAGAGAUAUCUAUGAGAAAGCAUUUUUCGGAAAUGAAAACAAGGACACUGAUAAGGACACAAAAGAGACAAUAAAAGCUUGGAACAACACACCCACCUGGAUCAGCAUGCAAAAACACGUGCACAGGCAUCGGCGCACGCAGAGCACAGUGUCGUUUGAUGUGGAGAAAGUACUCAAGGGAGAAAGGACGGGUUUUGGGGCAAAGGGCCCCCUGGAGGAGUUGUCGGAGAGAUUGAUAUUGUCAGCUGUGGACGGUGACAUUGAUACUGUUAUGAAGCUACUGGUGACGGGGAAAGUCUUUGUGGACGUUGCUGAUAAAAAUGGACAGACGGCUCUCAUAGGUGCAGCUGUCAACUGGCACCAAGACAUCAUAAACCACCUGCUCAACAACGGAGCCGAUGUAAAUAGACUGAACGAUGAAGGCACCUCAGCGCUCGCAGCUUGCCACGUUUUCUUUUACCCCAUCGAGUCAUUCAAAUACAACAUAGCAGAGAGGUAUAUGGAGAAACCCCCAGAAGUCGAGGGUACGGACUUGGAACUGAAAGGAAUUUUAACCAAUAAAAAUGCAGAAAAAGCACCAGCAGGAGUGGCGGCACCUGGUGGAAGGGAAUUGAGCACCGACAGUGGCUUGCCACAGAGCGAGUUGCGUAAGGGAGACUUGGAUGUAAAAGUUUCCAUCAUGGAAGAUGGAACAUCCAGUGUGGGGGGUAGAUCUGUUUCCUUGAAGGGAUCGCAAAAAGAUAAUUUACAGCCUCAAGAUUCAGUCUCGCAGUCGGGAGCAUCGGGGGUCACUGAUUGGCUGGAAGAGGAAGAAAAACUGAAAAUCGCCAAAGAGAAAGGACAAAAUUCAUACAACGGAGAGGAAGAAGUUCGUUCAGGUGAUUCUGAAAAAGAGAGCAAAGAACAGGACUUGGAAUCUCUCCUGGAAGACGCAGAGAAGCUGCAAACCAGUCAAGAAAAAGAACAACCUGAUAGCGACUUUGCCUCUGACACCACCAUGAGAAAUUAUGGUAUAGAGGUCAGUGAUCAGCUUAUAGAAAAGUGCGCUUCUCAGUUGAGCAUCAAUGAGAAAAUUGUAAGCAGGAAGUCAUCCCCUAGAAGUGAACAAUCCACAGACUUGGCCAGACUGUUGGCUAUUAAAAAGGCGGAACACGUCAAAAUGGAGUCCACAAUUCGACUGCUGCUAAAACGUGGCGCCAAUCCCAAUGCAUCAUGUGUGCCUAUGCCUGUGUUGUUUUUUGCUAUAAAAGCAGCAGACGUGGAGGCAGUUAAGUUGUUGUUACUGAAGGGGGCCAGCACCAGUGCCAAGCUCUCAGAACAGAAAGGAGGGCUGGCUCCACUCCACAUAGCCUGUGCUAUCCCUGGAGAGGAGGGGGUGCAGAUCUCCCAGCUCCUGCUGGACGCGCUGGCGGACCCUGAUGUUAGGGCCACCGAGGACGACUCCUUCCUGAAUAAAGCUUUGGAGGAGGAGUGGAUAAAGGAUGUGAUCAGUGAUGAAAGUAAAGAGCUGCUGGGGGGUAGAACUCCACUUCAUAUAGCAUGUGCCAGGGAUGACAGUUAUAAGUUUGCAUGUCAAGUUGUUCACUUGUUGUUGGAUCACCACGCCAAUCCCAAUCUCUUGUGUAACGGACACUCUCCUCUCUCCCUGGCUAUCGCCAGUGGAAAUGACCUGGCAAUAGAUGAGCUCCUAUGUUAUGGAGCCAACCCAUCACUUUCCCUGACUCACGGCAUUGGCAGUGCUUUGUGUGUGUCCACUUCUACUGAGUUUGAACACAGAAGAUCACCAACAGGGCGUAUACAGUUGAUUGACAAGUUAAUCCGUGCUGGUGCAGACAUCCUGGCUCCCAUACCUAUAGGAAUUAAGAGGAUCUCUGGGACUGCUGUAGACUUUGCAUAUCACAUGUUUAAUCUGGAUCGUAGGAUAGCCCACAUGCCUUAUCAUGCAUUAACUCAUGCUGAGCGUGACACCUACAAUGCACGGCGUAAGCUGCUGGGGCAUGUGGGUGACAUCAUGCGAGUGAAGGCUGUAGAGAAAGAGGCACAGCGUCUAGAGGAGGAGGAGAGAGAGGGAAGGAGAAGUGUAAGUCCAAGUUCAGGUUUUGUCUACACGGGGACAGGGUCUAAACUACCCCCGGGCACCAAGGCCAAGGGAGGCCGCGCUGUCCCAGAUGACGGCCACGUCAAGUUCAAUGCCGCAGAUACCGCAGGGCGGAAGGGUGACAGGGACCAGGGACACGUCAGUGUAGCUACAGGGGUGAUGGCUCUCGAGGAGAGCGAAGCACGGCAUCUUCUGUCGCCAGCCAAACGCAAAGCACAGCAGACAAAAGUCAGUUUCUCAAUAUUUAGGAAACCUUUACUGAAAUACUGCUACGAAUGCGGUCGAUCAGUAGGUGUGCGCCUGUCCGUGUGCACGCGGUGUAAGGAGGUGUACUACUGCAGCAAAGCGUGCAAGCUGAAGGCGUGGAAUGCGCGACACAAAGAGGAGUGUGUGCGUGUUGGAGGUCCAGCCACCAGUCCCACCACCAAGGCAGGUCGUAUUGACAGCCCCACGCCUGCCACAAACCCAGACAGAGGGGCGCCGGUUACCGUAGACCAACUAACCAGGGAUAAAGAUGCACAGAAGAUUAAAGUCCCUGUGCAAGGUCGCAGCCACAGUGCCAAGGUAAGGCAGCAGGUCCAUGCAGGAAAGGAUGGGGAAUCCACGGGGAACUGGUCCCUGGAUGAACUUCAACGCCUCAAACAGAAGUAUGGGAAAGUGGAUAACUAUAGCUUUGAGUGAUGUGGUGCUAGUGCUCAACAACCUUGAGUGACCUUGACCUUUGACCUUGGUCAUAACCCUGGACUUGGCUUUCACUUUAACCCUUGAACUGAACAGGAGCCUUAUUCCAGACCUUGACCUUGCUUUUAAUUUUGAACUUGACAUUGGCCUUGACCUUAACUGACCUUGACCUGGAAAUCAGCAAUAACCUUGCAUGCUUGGAGGUUGACCAAUGCUUUUUUUUUUUUUUUGAAUUUGUACUUGAUAUUUUAUUCUUAUUUUACACUGCAAUUACAUGUAUUUUGCUUCAUUCUUAAUUUGGUCUAAACUGAAUUUUUUGCAAUGCAAGUAACCCAAGUACACAGCUUAUGAAAUGUAUAUGUAUCUCAGUAAACAGAGUGAAAUUGGGGGUAGAACUGGGAACACACGUGCACUGCUUCUCUGCACUGUAACAAUCUACUGCAUUUGUUAACUUGGUGCAAAAACUUGGUAUUUGGUGACACACAAAAAAAUCUAGUUUACA
Molecule: messenger RNA, 4204 nt
Organism: Lingula anatina
Lineage: Eukaryota; Metazoa; Brachiopoda; Lingulata; Lingulida; Lingulidae
Product: ankyrin repeat and MYND domain-containing protein 1-like
Molecular function (GO): protein binding
Source: RefSeq, a predicted model, not a curated record